AUGGCCACGACGAUGCGAGCUGCCGUCUAUGGUGAGUUUUCUGGGCCGAUCAGCAUCCAGGAGGUGCCAAAGCCUUACGCACCGGUGGGAGGGCUGCUCCUCAGAGUCAAGGCCUGUGGUGUUUGUCGUUCCGACUACCACGGCUGGAAAGGUCUCGACAGCGACAUCGUGCAGCACGGUCUGCCUUUCACGCCGGGCCAUGAGUUGAGCGGUGUGGUCGUGAAGCUGGGGCAGGGCACAACCAAGUUCCAGGUGGGCGACCGCGUGGCGGUGCCUUUCAUCCUAAGUUGUGGAAACUGUCGGCAGUGCGCACGCAGCCGACCCACCAUUUGUGAGGGUCAAGCUCAGCCGGGCUUUACCUUCCCUGGCGGCUUUGCCGAGUUUGUAGCGAUCCCGCGAGCCGACCGGAACUGCAGCCUGAUCCCACCAAAGGUCUCCUUCGUGCAGGCUGCGGCCCUCGGCUGCCGGUUGACCACAGCAUUCCGAGCAGUCAUGCAGCAGGGCCGCUUGAAAGCCGGCGAGACCCUGGCAGUUUUUGGCUGUGGUGGUCUGGGUCUCUCUGCUGUGAUGGUCGCGCUGGCUGCUGCAGAGAAUGUGCGGGUCCUUGCCGUGGACCCCAGCGAGGAGGCGUGCAAGAAGGCUCUGGAGCUCGGAGCCUGGCACGCUUUUGAUGCCAAGGAAGGUGACGAGUACGUUCGAGCCAAAGUUGCCGAAGUCACCGCAGGGUUUGGUGCGGACGUCACCGUCGAUGCCGCGGGCUUCGCAAAAUCUUGCGAAAACGCCGUUUGGUGCACAAGGCGAGGUGGUCGCAUGGUCCAGGUUGGCUUACCGCAUGGCGAGGAGCCUCGCCUGCCCAUGGCGCGCGUGGCAGGGCUGGAGAUCGAAAUCAUAGGCUCCCACGGGCUUGCGGCGACGGACAUGCCGCUGCUGCUUUCCAUGGUGGCCGCCGGCAAGCUUCAACCGGAGAAGCUGGUGGAGCGCGAAGUCAACCUCGAAGACGGCGCAAAGGCUCUUGAGGAUAUGGAGAAGGGCUCGGCCCUAGGCAUGACGAUGAUUACCAACUUCAAGGGCAAGGUUGUAGUUGACCCGGUGGAUGGCUGCUGGUUGGGGAGGUGCUCACCUGGCCAGGGGCAACUUCGCUCAGCUCCCUUCGCUGCUGAGAGCUUCCGGGCUCUCAUCGACAAGGUCUACAAAUCAGCCUCGACGGUAAGAGGAGGCGUAUCCUCGCCGCAGCUGGACCGUGCAGAACGCGGCUUCAGCUUCCGCAGCCAGGGCCCGCUGGACAUGCGGAUGGACCCGACGGAUGCCACGCUUCGACCAGCAGCCUGGUACGUGGCCAACCUGCCGGAAGAGGAACUGGAGAAACACAUCAUCGAGCUGGGUGAGGAGGUGCAUCUGCUGAGCAUCCAGGGAGUUCAUGCCAUGACCUGCUGUGAAAACGAGUUGAAGCCGUGA
Symbiodinium natans is the source of this 1455-nucleotide messenger RNA. The record is from the annotation of a GenBank genome assembly. NCBI's taxonomy places the organism in Eukaryota, Dinophyceae, Suessiales, Symbiodiniaceae.